Molecule: messenger RNA, 2145 nt
Organism: Rotaria sp. Silwood2
Lineage: Eukaryota; Metazoa; Rotifera; Eurotatoria; Philodinida; Philodinidae
Source: the annotation of a GenBank genome assembly
AUGUCAAGCGAAACAAAUAAUCAAUCAUUAUUAGCUGAGCAAGAUGAUAGUUCCAACGACUCAUCUUCUCUUAUUGUCGUCGAUCAUCAUGACACAUUGCCAAUGGAUAACACCGAAAAAGUGGCUAAUAGUGUUCUUGAACAAUUCUUCGAUGAGAUUAAAAUGCAUGAUGAUGGAACAAAAUCUGCCAAAUGUUUAAUAUGUCGCACCAUUGUUAAGCAAUCCACUACAUCAACGUAUAACUAUGGACGUCAUGUUCAUCGUAAACAUUCUAAAGAAAUGAACGAAUGGAAAUUAAGACUAGAGAACAAGAAGUCGAACAAUACCAAAAAGCAACCAACAAUUGAAAAAUCAUUUGGGCAAUCAAUCAGUCAAAAAUAUGGCAGUCACAAUCAUCGACAAUUAGAACUUAAUCAAAUGAUUGUACAUGAUUUAAUAAUCGACCUAGGAUUGCCACUUUCUAUUGUGGAUCAUCCAGCAUUUAUACGUGCAAUGAACACCAUUGAUCCAAGAUUCACUGUUUUAUCUCGACGUACACUUUGUCGUGAAGCAUUACCAUCUGCUCUUGAAAAAGUCAUCGUGAAAGUAAAGCAAGCAUGCAAUGAUGCAAAAUUCGUUGCCCUCACUCUGGAUGUAUGGUCUGAUCGUAGAAUGCGAACAUUUAUUGCAAUUACAAUGCAUACAAUUGCAAAAAACGACGAUAGCUUCCAAAACUAUCUUCUCACCUUUCAACCUCUUUCAGGAUCACAUACAGGUGAAAAUUUACGUCGUCAACUUGAAGAUGCCAUGGCUACUUUCAUUAUUGAAGACAAGGUGGUGCGGAUAGUCACGGACAACGCAUCAAACAACUUGAAAGCAUUCGAUGAACUUGUAAUACCAGGAUUUGAAGUUUAUUUUGAACCUGAAGACGACGAUGACGAAUAUGAUGAAGAAACAGAAAAGGUCAAAUUUGAAGAAAAAGGUGACCAAACAGACUUAAGUGGUCAAGAAGAACGUAUUCGUAUACCAUGCUUCUCUCACACUCUCCAACUCACAGUUGCUGACGGGUUGAAAGAGUGUGGUAAUGCAACAUCUGCUCUUACUAAAGUUGCAGUAAUUGCAAAACUGAGUCAUAAAUCAACAACAUUCGCCGAACACCUACAAAGACAAAACAUCAGUAUUCCAUUACCCGUGAAGACACGCUGGAAUUCACAACAUCAUACAAUUUGCAAAGUUCUUGAAAUUUCUCACAUAUUGCUCAAUGAUCUUCUUCGGAAUGUUGGUCGAAUUGAUCUUGGUUUAACUGCUCGCGACAUUGCCAUACUCAAAGAAUUUGCAAGCAUUUUCGCAUUAUUUGCUGAAGCAACAACUCGUACACAAAUUGAAAAUUCUGCUUCGAUCUCUUUGGUCGCACCUAGUAUUCUUUCAAUUUACUUCGAUCUUGAACAAGAGGUACGUAAUUGCAAAUAUCUUGAAUCAUUAUGUCAAACACUUCUUAUUUCUUUGCAUGAGCGUUUCGGUGGACUACUAGAACGAUGUGGAACUUUCUCCGAUAAUAGUAUGAAGAUUAAAAAACGUUCUACUAGUGAUCUUUAUAAAGACGAUUUUUAUUUAAUUGCUCCUUUUCUGGAUGGCCGUUUCAAACUUAAAUGGGUGCUUGGAUCAUGUUUAUCGGAAUCGACAAAGACACGAACAUCAAAUUUAAUCAAGACACUGGUAUUAAAAGCCGCAUUGCAGCUGUACGAUGCAACGAGUCAUCAAGCCCAAUCCAUCAGUGAAUCAUCUACUAUUAACAUUUACACAAGUAAUGAUGACACAUUGAAUAAUAUACCAAAUUUCAAGCGAAAACGACUUUUUUCUGGUUACGAAGAACAGAAAACAUCAAUGAAUAUGAAGCGUUCCUGCGUCUCUGAAUCGAUUGAAAAUGAAAUCUCAAUGUUUGAAAAGGACAAUUGUAAAGAUGCUCGACUAAUCUUUAUAAAAAAAAAUUUUUAUCCACACUUAUAUCUACUUGCUACAAGAGUACUUUGUGUACCGGCUACCUCCGCUCCUGUUGAGCGGGUAUUCUCCUCAAGUGGUAUAUUUAUGCGUCCUCAUCGUAGUCGACUCUCGAAGAAUAUGCUAUCAACAUUAACUUUAUUAAAAUGCAAUCGACAACUACUAUAG